Messenger RNA from Triticum aestivum (bread wheat), 624 nucleotides. RefSeq lists its product as uncharacterized. NCBI's taxonomy places the organism in Eukaryota, Viridiplantae, Streptophyta, Magnoliopsida, Poales, Poaceae. The transcript has a single exon. The record is from RefSeq and is a predicted model, not a curated record. Bases 149 to 388 code for a protein of 79 amino acids.
CCUCCGCUUCUCCCCACACAAACAUCUCCCACGAUCCAUCCAAGUUCACGAGCGCAGAGUUUGAGAAACCAAGCACAGCAUCCGUCUGCUUCUUUUGCUUGCUUGCUUCUCUUUCUCUGCGACCAGAUCCUCCCACCGUCUCGUCUCAAUGGCCGCCGUCUCCACCAAGUCCAUUGCUCUCCUCGCCGCGGUGGUGCUCGUGGCGCUGGUUGCGUCGGCGGCAGGGAGGAUUGUGGAGCGGGAGGAGGAGUUCUUCCUGGGCAGCCUCGCCCCCUCGCUCGCCCCGGCGCCGGCGCCGGCGGCGGUGGUCGGCGCGGCAGGCGCCGUCGCGCCCGGGGCGUGGGCCGUGGCCGCCGUCGUCUCGUUCCUCGCCUUCCUCGCUCACUGAGCCGUCGCUGCGCUGCGGACGGUCAUGGGUGCCUAGCUUGAGAGAUGGAAUCCUGCAAUCUGAAUUGCGGCGAGUCGCGUCUGUUUGUUUCGUUCAGUUUAGUUGGUUGGCUAGACUAGCAGUACUAGUAGUGAUCUAUGCAGUGAUGGUGUUGCGUACUGGGUAUCUCUCUCUUUUGCCUGUAUAAGAGAGAAAGUAUGUUUUAAAUAAUAUUAUUUAUUGAUUAUUCUUUAUAA